Molecule: messenger RNA, 657 nt
Organism: Lathyrus oleraceus (garden pea)
Lineage: Eukaryota; Viridiplantae; Streptophyta; Magnoliopsida; Fabales; Fabaceae
Product: secreted RxLR effector protein 161-like
Exons: 2
Coding region: 1-657 (218 amino acids)
Source: RefSeq, a predicted model, not a curated record
AUGUCCAUGAUGGGUAAGAUAAAUUAUUUUAUUGGACUUCAAAUUAAGAAACUGAAGGAUGGCAUCUUCAUCAACCAAUCAAAGUACUACAAAGAGUUUUUAAAAAGAUUCGACAUGGAUAGUUGCAAGGCAAUGUCUACUUCGAUGGGAUCCGGAUCUUAUGUUGAUCAAGAUGAAUCAGGUGUUUCGAUUGAUAUAACAAAGUAUCGAGGUAUGAUUGGUUCCUUACUUUAUUUGACGGUAAGCCGUCCUGAUAUUAUGUUCAGUGUGUGUCUUUGUGCUCGUUUUCAAGCCAAUCCAAAAGAAUCACAUCUCACCGCUGUUAAGAGAAUCAAGAAAUAUCUCAAGGGAACAACAAAUGUCGGCCUAUGGUAUCCUAAAGUUAGUAUUUGCAAUUUAGUUGGUUAUUCUGACGCUGACUAUGCAGGAUAUAAAACUGAUCAAAAAAGUACUAGUGGUACAUGUCACAUCCUUGGAAAUGCAUUAGUUUUGUGGGCUUGCAAGAAACAAGCAUGUGUUGCUCUAAGCACUGCCGAAGCAGAAUACAUAGUUGCAGCUUUUUUGCACCGAGUAAAUCGAUUUACCCAUGAUAUAAAUCGAUUUACCCAUAAAACAGUAGCACUAGUUUUUGUAUUUGGCAUAUUUGGCACUGAGUAG